AUGGCAGCGGCUGUAGGCAGAACUUCCAUAACUAAAACAACCUUCUACCUACAAAUUUUCGAAAGUUCAAUUAAAUCAAGGUCACUGGCGAAUGCCAAGACAAUUCAUCAGCAUUUCCUCAAGCAAAAUCUCAAUUACAGCUCCAUUAUACUCGACAAACUCACCCGCGUCUACAUUUCGUUUCACCAACUUCAUCUUGCUCACAGAGUGUUCGAUAAAAUUCCUUACCCAGAAAGAAAAAAUAACGUCUUGUUAUGGAACCAAUUGAUGAGAGCGUAUGCUUGGGAAGGACCCUUCGACCAUGCCAUCAAUCUGUAUCUUGAAAUGACACAAUCCGGGGUCACACCCAAUAAAUACACUUACCCAUUUGCUUUGAAAGCAUGUUCCGCUAUACAGGAUAUAGAACUUGGUAAAAUGAUCCAUGAUCGCGUGAAAAAUGAGUUUCUUGACGACGAUGUUUAUGUUUGCACCGCGUUGGUUGAUUUUUACGCAAAAUGCGGGUUAUUAGAUGACGCACGGAAGGUGUUUGAUAAAAUGUCUAACAGAGAUGUGGUGGCGUGGAAUGCAAUGAUUGCAGGAAGUUCUCUUCAUGGAAUGUACCACAAAACAAUGAAAUUGAUUGAGGAAAUGCAGGAUGCGGGAUUAAGACCUAAUUCAUCCACCAUUGUCGCCAUUCUUCCAGCUAUUGGGGAAGCUAGUGAGUUGAUGCAAGGAAAAGCAAUACAUGGGUUUUCUAUAAGGAAUAGAUUCAAUAACAAUGUAGUUGUUGGAACUGGUUUACUAGACAUGUAUGCCAAAUGUAAACACCUUGAUUACACAAGAAGAGUUUUUGACACAAUCAAUGUAAAAAAUGAGGUAACUUGGAGUUCUAUGAUAACAGCAUGUGUUGCAAAAGAUUCAUCCAUGGAGGCAUUGAAGCUUUUCAACAAAGCAAUAGUCAACAACAAUGGCAACAUAUCUCCAGUUACACUAUCCACCAUUCUUCGUGCUUGUGCUAAUCUUACCAACAUUAAAACAGGAAGGUGUAUACAUGGUUAUUCAAUCAAAUUAGGUUUCAUUUCUCAUUUAACAAUCAGUAACACCUUUCUUUCACUCUACUCAAAAUGUGGGAUUUUACAAGACACAAUGAGAUUCUUCAAUGAAAUGGAAUUCAAAGACACGGUUUCCUUCAAUUCAAUCAUCUCUGGUUGUGUCCAAAAUGGUGAUGCUGGAAUCGCAUUUAACAUGUUUGAAAAUAUGAAGAAAUUAAGAAUCAACCCUGAUAUGGAAACCAUGAUUGGAUUCUUUCCUACAUGUUCUCAUUUAGCAGCUUUACAACAUGGAGAAUGUGGACAUGGAUAUGCAAUAACACAAGGGUUUACAAAAUCAACUAAAGUUUGUAAUGCUAUUAUCGAUAUGUAUUCAAAAUGUGGGAAAAUAAAUCUAGGAAGACUAGUUUUUGAUCAAAUGAAUACACGCGAUGUAAUCUCAUGGAAUGCUAUGAUUUUUGGUUAUGGUAUACAUGGUUUAGGGUUUGAAGCAGUUAAAUUAUUUGAAAAUAUGUUAAGAGAUGGUUUUAAUCCAGAUGGGGUUACUUUUAUUUGUGUUUUAUCGGCUUGUAGUCAUUCAAAACUUAUUGAAAAAGGUAAAGAUUUAUAUUAUUCCAUGAAUGAAAAGUUUCAAAUAUCACCAAAAAUCGAACAUUGUUUAUGUAUGGUUGAUCUUUUGGGGAGAGCAGGACUUUUAAGUGAGGCUCAUGAGUUCAUUCUUGAAAUGCCAUUAACACCCGAUGUGAGAAUCUGGAGUGCACUUCUUGGUGCUUGUAGAAUCCAUAAAGAUUUCAAUUUAGGUGAAGAAAUUUCAAGAAAGAUUCAAAUUCUUGGACAUGAAAGUAGUGGAAACUUUGUGAUUUUAUCUAAUAUUUAUAGCACAGCAAAAAGAUUCGAUGAUGCAGCACGUACACGUGUCAUACAGAAAGAGAAAGGGUUGAAGAAAAGCCCGGGGUGUAGUUGGAUUGAAAUAGAUGGAAAUGUUCAUAUGUUUGUUGGUGGAGAUAAGUCACAUCCAUGGUGGGUUUUAAUCAAUAGAAGGUUAGAUGAAUUGCUAGUGGGGAUGAAGGAAUUAGGGUAUGAUGGAGAUUAUGGUUUUGUUCUUCAAGAUGUUGAAGAAGAGGAAAAAGGGCAUAUUCUUUUGUAUCAUAGUGAGAAGUUGGCAGUUGCUUUUGGUGAUGUUAGUUUGAGGUUAGGAAAAAGUAUUUUUGUGACUAAGAAUUUGCGGGUGUGUGUUGAUUGUCAUACGGCUUUGAAGUAUAUGAGUAUGAUAAUGAAGAGAGAAAUAACGGUUAGGGAUACGAUUCGUUUUCAUCAUUUUAAGGAUGGAAGUUGUAAUUGUGGAGAUUUUUGGUAG
Molecule: messenger RNA, 2385 nt
Organism: Lactuca virosa
Lineage: Eukaryota; Viridiplantae; Streptophyta; Magnoliopsida; Asterales; Asteraceae
Source: the annotation of a GenBank genome assembly